ACUACGACAACAAAGAACCAUUGCAGAACACUUCUUGCACAUCAAUUAGUCAUUGGGAGUUGUGUAUCAUGAUAUUGCUACUUUUUAAGCAGCAUUGAAUCUAACAAAGAGCCUAGGCUUCUACUUACAAACUUUCCUCUCUCUCUCCCGCUCAAUAUACUUGGUCUCAACUCAAGAGCCAAUCCCACGGCUCCUAAAUAGGCCAACCAGGCAAGGCACCCACCAAGCAACAUCGGUCAAGACACUUUCGGCUGCAUUCUGUUCCUCCACAAGGCACCCAUAAUCAAGCCUACCCCGCACAGCCCAACUACUGAUACAAAAUUCUCGCCAUCGACCAGCCUCUCCCAACUUUUUCCAUCCCCAAACAACAAUCUCUCAGUUUGCUUUCGUCGUCAACCACGUUUACUAUUCAUCAUACAUUGCACUUUAAGUAAGUCACAUUCACUUCGCUUAUCUUCAUUUUACCUACCCCUUCAUUACUAUUGCGCAAAACUCCCAUACAUUUGCGGUCGCCUUUGACUGUUUUGAGGGUUCAUCUCAGUCGUCUUGGCCAAAAUAAAUCGGAGCUGGCUGGUUUUACCGUAUUUCUGCACAUCAGCCUCAUAUACCUUCAGAUUACUACACACCCCCCCCUUUUUCACACAUCAACUAUCCAUAUUCUUUCAACUCAGAAGGAUUUACAGCAUAACCUCAUGUAUUACAUUGCUAAAAUCGCUCAGAUAGUACUCCUGCAACAAAAUUACAAAAGAUAACAACUCCAAAUCAAACAAUGUCUACUCGUAGCGAGAGUCAAAAACAAGCAGCCGAGACUGCUCCAGCUAUCCGUCGUGCUAAGGGCAAAGCUGCUACCGACAAUGCGCCCGAAGUUCCAGGAAAUGCCCAUUCAUCUGGCCGUCGCUGGACACAAGAAGAAAAAGUGAGAUUGCUUUUCUAUUCUUGCGCAGCAAUAACUAACUAGGAACACAGGAUUCUGUAUUGGUUCAGAUCUGUCUCCAAGCUGGAGGGAAAAGUUUCACCCCAAAGUGGGAAGAUAUAAAUGUACCUGGUCGCUCUGAGAAAGCUCUCCAGCACUUUUGGAGUGAUAUUAAGAAGCCCGCUGCUGAUUCUCUUGUACACGCUGCGGAACGUACGUUUAUCUCUUUAUGACUCCAGAAGUGUAUUUGCACUAACAACGGGACUUAGUCAAGGACGGCGGUGAUAGUAAUGACAAAAAGGGUAGAAAGGCCGCUGACGAGGCUGGAGAAGGUAUGUAUUCGUGUAAUGUUGGCAAUGCAUCUCACAAAACUAACAAACGGCUGUUUAGGUGCCAUUCAGAAGAAACCAAAGGUGGCUAAGAAGGCUGCUGCCAAGGCUAAAGCCAAGAAGGUCAAGGAUGAUACUGAAGAAAAGCUUCCUGUCGAUGAAUAUUUCGAUACUGAUGCGUGAUUGGUAUCGAUUUCCGAGGGGUUCUUGGUUAUUCAAGCAAAUGGAGGUCGUCUUAAGGCUCUGGGAAUUGAUUUAAUACGGGACAUGGGAGUUAUUUAUAGCAUUUUUUCAUCAAUUUGUUGAAUUAUUCUUCAAACAAUUCAACAGAAUGACAGAAAGUUACUUUCUUUGCAUUUGCUUGCAUAAUAU
Molecule: messenger RNA, 1614 nt
Organism: Sclerotinia trifoliorum
Lineage: Eukaryota; Fungi; Ascomycota; Leotiomycetes; Helotiales; Sclerotiniaceae
Source: the annotation of a GenBank genome assembly